Molecule: messenger RNA, 2238 nt
Organism: Colletotrichum abscissum
Lineage: Eukaryota; Fungi; Ascomycota; Sordariomycetes; Glomerellales; Glomerellaceae
Exons: 3
Coding region: 1-2238 (745 amino acids)
Biological process (GO): intra-Golgi vesicle-mediated transport
Cellular component (GO): Golgi membrane
Source: RefSeq, a predicted model, not a curated record
AUGGCAGACGUAGAAUCCGUCCUGGCGGCCAAUGCCAACGCGCCGCAGCCAGAGGCACCUUCGGACACUCCCAACCUGCCCGAGGGCGGCAACAAAUUCCAGCAUGCCAUCUCGGCCUGGAGAACUAUCGACUACACGAACCUCGUCGCAAACCUCGACAACACUGCCUCCGAGAUCGUCACAUACCAGCGAGACUCGACCGUCCAGAGAAAGGAACUAGCCCAAAAAACAAAGGACUUCAGGAAGCUCGAUGAUGCAACGAAGCUGGGCGAGAUCAAAGGCCUGUUGAAAGCGUACCAAACCUUCAUCGAUCUCCUUACGAACCAUUCAAAGUCAAUCAACUCGGCCUUCCUCCAGACUUACACAUCCUUAUCCGAUGCGCCUGAUCCAUACCCGCUUCUUGAAGCGUCGGUCGACUCCAUGCUCGUGUCUGAAGACACUCUUCCGAAGCUGACUGAGGAAAAUCAGCACCUGCAAAAGUCCGUCGCUAAGCUGACGACCCAGCUGGAGGAUACCGAGAGCAAGCUGCAGACAGAAUCUGCCGCGAAGAGGGAGCUCGAAAACAAUCUGGAUAGCAAGGUAAAGGAGGUGGAGGCUUCGUGGGUGGCAGUGCUCGACGAAAAGAAGGACAACUGGGCCGCGAAGGAGAAGACGUUGGAAGAAAAGGUUGAGAACCAGGAGCGUCUGCUCACCGAGAUCAAGGCGAGCUACGAAGUCAACCAGCGCCUCGGAAAGACAGACGAUGGGGAUGCGGAAGGCCAGGCAGGCCACGUCACCAGUGCCGAAAUCGAGAUGCUUCACUCAGACCUUGACCGGACCAGUCAGCGGCUGGCCGAGAUCGAGGCCCGGAACGAGCAACUGCGACUGGAACUGGCACAGGCAAAGUCAUCCGCCACCACUCAGACGCCCACAUCCUUGGAAGACGACCCUGCUUACAUGCGCAUGCGGUCGGAAAACUCAUCACUCAUCCGGAAACUCGAUGCUAGCAGGGUUGAGAAGGAGGGGCUGAAGCGUGAUCUGGAUUCCAGGCUGCGCAGCUUGGAGAGAGAGGUUGGCCUGCUAAAGGAAGAAAGGGACAACCUCAAGUCCAAGGUGCAGAAGUGGAGUGACUACGACGAUGUGAAGCAGGAGCUUGAGGUACUCAAGAGCAUCGAGUUUUCCACAGGCGACGAUGAUGAUUUGAAGGAUGUGGUCGAAAGUGCCACAGAGUCCAAGGGCCAAAGUGACACUUUGGAGAAGCUCCUCUUGGCACGGAACAAGAAGCUCGGUGACGAGCUGACGAUCCUGCGCGUUUCCCACCAAGACUUACAGACUAAGCUCUCUGACCUCCAGGAAGAAAUGUCGCGAACGAAUAUGGACCUCGAAAAGUCGCAGAAACUAAACGAGCGACUCGAGAACGACCUCGCGACGCUGCAGUCAGAGUCGUCCAACGCGUUCCCUUCCGGCGCGUCGGUGGCAGGAACAUUCAACCGCUACGCCCCAUCAAUUGCACCGGGACGAAGGGGAGGAGGAGGUGGUGGUGGAAGAGUUUCGCCAACAUCGUCCAUCAUCAGCGGAAUUGACCCACGUAUGGGUGGUGGAGGAGAGCCCAUGGGCGGCGGCUCUGGCAUUCUGCCAAUGAUCACAGCCCAACGUGACCGUUUCAAAAAGCGAAUUGCCGAACUGGAAAGCGAGUUGUCGGACACGCAUCGCACCGUCUCCCAGCUGAGACAAGAAGUAUCAGCUCUUCAAAAGGACAAUCUCAGUCUUUACGAGAAGACGAGGUACGUCUCGACAUACAAUCGGGCCGGACCUUCAGCAACGUCGUCUUCAGCGGCAUUCUCAUCUAACCCGAACCCUUCCACGGUCUCCAUUGGAGGCAGCGGCAACCCGGGCAUUACAAUGGACAGAUACAAAAAGGCAUACGAAUCGAAUAUUUCGCCAUUUGCCGCUUUCCGAGGGCGGGAGUCUGCUAGGGCCUACAAGCGAAUGAGCUUCCCCGAACGAGUGGUAUACUCAGUGACGCGGAUGGUGCUGGCCUCUCGGACUAGUAGAAAUCUAUUUGCGGCAUACUGUGUCGCGUUGCAUUUACUCGUCUUCUGCUCGCUAUACUGGCUCGGCACGGUGGACGUGGAGCAGCACGCCAGCAACCUUGGCAAGUCGGUAGCAGGAGCCGCCGCCGCGGGCGCCGGGGGCCUCAAGGGAGGGGCCGGAAACGGCCACGGCGACUGGCAAGAGGAGGGGUUCAGUGGGCACUAG